Molecule: messenger RNA, 1176 nt
Organism: Erigeron canadensis
Lineage: Eukaryota; Viridiplantae; Streptophyta; Magnoliopsida; Asterales; Asteraceae
Product: ethylene-responsive transcription factor ERN1-like
Exons: 1
Coding region: 1-1176 (391 amino acids)
Biological process (GO): regulation of DNA-templated transcription
Molecular function (GO): DNA-binding transcription factor activity; DNA binding
Source: RefSeq, a predicted model, not a curated record
AUGGCCAGGAAGAGAAAAGUUGCCAAUGAUCAAGAACAAAUCAUGAAUGAUCAUCCUGAGGAGAACAUGGCUUGGGAUGAGGUGGUUAAUGCGGCUGCGCUAGGUGGCCCACGAAGGGCUAGGAAGCGGUUUGUGGGUGUCCGCCAGCGUCCCUCUGGCAGAUGGGUGGCAGAAAUCAAAGAUACCAUACAAAAGAUUAGAGUAUGGCUAGGCACCUUUGACACGGCUGAAGAAGCAGCUAGAGCUUACGAUGAAGCGGCUUGCUUGUUAAGAGGAGCCAAUACUCGCACUAACUUCUGGCCAUCUUCACAAUCUUCUUUAACCACACCUGCACUCCCUUCCAAAAUCACGAACCUACUUCUUCAUCGGCUUAAAGCUAGAAACAAUUCUUUAGCAGCCUUGGCUGCAGGUGGUUCGUCUCAGAAUAGUAGUACUUCUCAGCUGACUGUUAAUCGUCAUGAUGACAGGAAGCAGGAGGAGUUUAGGGAUGACAUGGUUGAAUUUUCAGAUACAAUAUUUACUGAUUUUUUAAAUGACAUGGAUGAGUAUGUUCCUGAUAACAAUGAGAUUAUGUUGUCAACUUUACCCGUUAAAGAUGACCCGUGUCAGUUGAUAGAUCAACCUACUAGUUUAAAUGUUGAUCAUGAGGAUCAUAUAGUAUCUGAAUCUCAAAGUUCAAGCGGUGAUACGAAUAAUUUAGAUGUCAUGGAAGACGAUAAUGAUGAUGAUGAAGGGAAUAGUGAUAUAGGCGUGAUUGACUUCGGGUUCAUUGAUGAACUUGGAUCAUCUUGUAGCUUUUCUCCAUUUGAGAUAGCUCAAGAAAUAGCAUCAGAUCAGAUACAAGAAGAAGGUUUUAAUGGAAAUGAAGGUGAAGAGCCAUUAACUAUAUCUGAAGCAAUGAAGAGGAUGAAAUAUGAACGAAAGUACUCAGCUUCUCUUUAUGCUUUCAAUGGCAUACCCGAGUGUUUGAAGCUGAAGCUUGGACUGGGAGGGGGGUCAAAGUCAAGAGAAAAGUCUAAAAUGCAGAGGACUAGUUUACAUCAACAGUUUGAUAAGAAGUCAGAUGAAGAAUCAAAGAAGGAUGUUGAAGGAGAGGGUGUGAUUUCUAAUGUUACCGAUGGAGAGUUAUCGUUAUGGAAUUCUCUUGAUCUUCCAACCAUAUGUUUUGUUAAUUAA